Molecule: messenger RNA, 956 nt
Organism: Stereum hirsutum FP-91666 SS1
Lineage: Eukaryota; Fungi; Basidiomycota; Agaricomycetes; Russulales; Stereaceae
Product: NAD-P-binding protein
Exons: 9
Coding region: 18-956 (312 amino acids)
Source: RefSeq, a predicted model, not a curated record
AGCUUUACUCGGAGACCAUGUCCACCUUUAGCCAGUUCUUUCCGCCUAAGCCGACGUUCUCCGUGCGUGAUAUCCCGGACCUCACGGGGAAGGUUAUGAUCGUCACGGGUGGGUACACUGGUAUUGGUAAAGAAACCGUGAAGGCCCUUCUGCCGAGAAAUGCCAAAGUAUAUAUUGCAGGUCGGAGCCUUAAGAAAGCGGAAGAAGCGAUGAAAGAUCUCAGACAGCAGACGGGCAAGGACGCACAUUUUAUCGAGUUGGAUCUGGCGAGUCUGGCCUCAGUGAGAAGGGCUGCUAAGUCUUUUUUGCAGAAGGAAUCGAAGCUGCAUGUGUUAUUUAACAAUGGAGGAGUGAUGCAACCACCGAUCGACCAACUAACCUCCGAUGGCUACGACCUUCAGUUUGGAACCAAUGUCCUUGGUCAUUUUUACUUCACUCGUCUCCUUCUCCCUACUCUCAUGGCUACCUCUACCCCCGCCUCUCCUGCACGUGUCGUAAACACGUCCUCGUACGGGCAUCAGGUACAAAACGAACUUGUCUUCGAGAGCUUCAGGGAUGGAGACGUCAGGAGAAAAAUUGGGAGAGCGGGACUGUAUUAUCAAAGCAAACUCGGGAAUGUAGUAUUUGCCACAGAGUUGGCUAGGAGAUAUGGGGACAAGGGGAUCGUCUCUACGUCUCUGAACCCAGGUAACCUCCACUCGGAACUGCAACGAACUCUCGACUUGGGGACCCUCAUUCUCUCAAAGAUAAUCAGUUAUCCUACCCCCUUGGGAGCUCUAACACAGCUCUACGCGGGUACCAUGCCUGAGGGCGCAAAGUUCAACGGAAAGUACCUGAUCCCUUGGGCGCGUCUUGGGACUGCUACACCCGAGUCUCAGGAUCCGAAGCUUGGGAAGAAGCUGUGGGAAUAUAUGGAAGGAGAGGUGGCGAGAUUCGAGUCGCAGAACAGGGACUGA